GUCUCGCCCAGUAACCCUGGUGCCAUUGUCUUGCACAGUCUGUCUCAACCUCCCAUGUGCAUGUCUUGUGGUUUACCUUAUUGCCCUGUUGGUGAAUGUGCAGGUAGUGUGAAAGUCAGUGGCUUUGAUGGUGAUGGUCACUGUCAUCUGCAAUGUGCAUCUUGCCAAACACCUUCUGUAAGAUCUAGCUCAAGUAGCAUGUCAUGUCCUGUAUGCCCAACCUUGUCAGUACUCCCAAGUGCUACUUUUUAUGUGAGCAGGCCCUAUGCUAUCUUGACAAAAUAUAUAACCAAUAUGUACAGAAGGAAAAUUAUUACAAGAAAACUUUUAAGACAAUUAGCUGGAGACAGAGAAGAUGAAAAUGAAUUGAAUGUGGUACAGUUAAGGAGACACAAAACAGAGUGCGUAAUAAAAACAGGAGAUGAUUCUAGUAAUGAUUCAGAUGUUGAAUCUAAGAACACAAAGACAAAAAAGUUAAGCUACUCAGAAGAAAGGUCUGAAACGAGUAAUUCUUCCAGUGAUGGUGGCUAUUGGGUUGGAGAGGAACCUGAGGAUGGUAUCAGUGCCUUAUCACCCAUUCCAAAGAAAAAACAAUAUCCUAAUAUUUCUUGCACCGCUUCCAGCAAUCUUCACAAAUGGAGAUAUCAACAAAGUUUAACAGAUAAAAGAUUUAAUAGUUCCAUAUAUAGUUCUGGAGAAUCAGGGGUUUCCACAGAUGGUAGUAAUCCAUAUGGUUAUGUCAGAUAUUAUAAUCCAGAAAAUUCCAGUGUUCCCUCUUUGAAAAUGGAAAGCUUGCAUUAUGAAAGAAGUACGAAGCGUUAUACCUACACCAAACCAUAUGGUGUUGAGAGAGAGAACUUCAUCAAUGAUAACAGAGAACAGAAAAGCUCUUCUUGUGAUGAAUUUUUCUAUUAUAUUCCAAAAAAUAAGUGGCCUACUGUAUCCUCCAUACCAGUUGAUGGAAGUCAUAGUGGUCCAAACAUCAGUGUGGCACAAAUUUCUGUAGGUCCUCAAAAUAAAGAAAUUGAUGUAACAAAAGGCUUUACAAAACAGGACUCAAUGGUGAUGAGACCAACAUACAAAUUCUUUAAAGAAAAACUUGGUAGAGUUAGACGUGACUCAGAAUGUUAUGCCAUGGACACAAACACAAACCCUGUUAUGUGUUCCGAAUUUUCCAGUUCCAGAUCUUUGCCUACCAUAAAUUCAAACCUUGUAUUACAAGACAAGUUUAAUGAUUCUCAACAUAAGACUAUCCAUUCAUCAACUCUGAACAUUCCAGCUGCUCCGAUAAUUCUUCCAAGUCUCCUACCAUCUGACUCUGAUAAUGAAUUAACAGAAAGUUCACCAAAUAUAUGUGACAGGACAAUUUAUGAGGCUUCAACUUCAUCAGAUGAUGCGAUGGGUCUUGAGGGUGUGUUGGUAGACUCAAGACAUCAGAAGAAAGUAUUUCCUUUUACAACAAAACCAAAUGUUGCUUAUUAUGUCUCUUCGUGUAGUGGUGAUGAGACUGGAGAAGACAAAAUUGAUUAUUAUGAAAGUCAUAGAAAGCAAGUACCUAUGAUGUUGCCUUUGUCCCGAAGUGAGCCCAACUUAUGGCGAAGAAUUCCUACAACUAGACAUCAUACAGAGAUACCAAAAUUUUCAAGCCAUUAUGUGCAGCUGGUCCAUAGUGUAGAAAAUCCUACCAAAGUAUGUAAUUGUGAAUCACAUAGUCACAGGUCCUCUGACUCAGGUCUUGCAGAUGUCAUUCAUCAUCUUGAGUGUUGUCCACUGAGAAGUGAAACCCCAGGAUUGGGGCGUGGCUCAAGCAUAUCACAUUGUUCACAUUCUUCACAAUUUUCUACUGUUAAAACUUCUCAAGGCACAUCAUCAUGCCAGGUUCGUCCAUUUACUCCAGACUGUAGUUCAGAUACUGACAUUCUUUUCUUAACACCCACAACAACACCUUAUACCUCUACCUCUGUAUCAUAUGCAGAAGAUUCACUUUCCUCUCUGAUAGACUCAGUCACAUUGCAUCAUUCAACAUCUGCAAAUGAGCUAAGCUGCACUAGUUGCUUAGAGCCAACCAGAGAAGAAUCGGUCUUUCGUUCUGGCUUGUAUGCCCACUGGUGGAUGAAAGCAAGCGUUUGUCCUAAGACACUAGCACUGGACAAAUCUAAAAAAGAUUACUUAAGAUUCAGAGUUGACAAAAAACCAGAAGUUCCUCCUAAACCUAAGUUCCUGAAGCCAUCAUAUCACAUACGAAGAGGUGGAACUAAGGGAUCUAUUAUUAAACCCACAGCAAGAUCAGCUUCCACUCAAACCAAUUUUACCCAGGCAGAUCAGUCAGUGAAGUUGCAGGUUAUUCCUCAGGUUUCUUCAUGUUUAAAACACAAUUCUCUUAGUAGUACUAGAUCUGGCCAGUCUGAGGGUGAUCAGUCAGUGAGACCCAAACUUAGAAAGUCUUCGACUCAUCUUAGUCCUCAGACUUCUGUCACCAUGUCACGAGAUCGUAGUUUUGAAUCUCAGGCAUCACAGAUAUCUCAAGUGACUGUGAUACCAAGGCCUUCUAGUGCAAGAGAAGACAUAAGCACAGAAUCUCAGGGAGAUCAAUUAACAUUACCAGUCAAAGCAAACUUAAGUACUUUGAAAAUACAGUCAAAGCUUUCACAAGAGUCAAGUGGAACCAGUGGAAACUCGUGCACUGAACUUUCAAGUCUCCAUAGUUUUAGUGAGUCAUGUGAAAGAGAUGGCAAUCCUCCGCAUCUGCGGGAUUCUUCGGAAGGGCUUGAUGUUGAUUUCCAUCGUAGAGCAUCAUCUCAUUCUCUGCAUGUUGAUGUUGCUCCUACAGAUGCAUUCAAGUCUACUUUAUAUUGGCAACUACAACCUUUUCCAUGUAUUAGCUCUCAGAAGUCUAACUCAGGAAUCUUGAAGACCAGUAAUGAAUCAUCUACACUGGGAAUUUCUGGCUCUGCAGAUGAAGAGCACCAUAAGCCUGUCCUUCCUCCCAAGCCUCCACAUCUACAAUCCUGGCCCAUCAAGCGAUCCAAGAGUCUCCCAAGACUGCCUUUGUCUUCCAUCUCCAUCCACAACCAAAGCAAGGACUUCGCCAGUUAGGUGUACCCUUGGCUGCUCUUGUAUUUAUCCUGCUUGAGGUGCAGUCACUAUCACUUGUUUUGGAGGUAAACACGUUCCCAGGCCACUGAUCAGGACUUGACGAGUGCCAGUCUAACUUACAGUGUUGUAACAAGAGUUCAUACAGUAAAGAAAAAAAAAAAUACUCAGUUUUCUAUUAGAAAUAUUAAGUAUACAAUCAGUGGAAUAAUUUGUUACAAUAAUCUAUGACUACAUUAUUUUUUGCAAAUUACUAUACCAUAAUUAUUUAAAUAUUGAAUGAAAAAUUUGAAAUCCUUUGCUGUUGUAGCUCUUGUAAUGUUUCAAAUUUGUCAAGUAUGAUAGUGUUUUAAAAAUUAAAUAUUAAAAAAAUUAAUUACAUUUUAAGCUGGAUAAUACUAGUAAAAAUAGCUUUACAAAAUUAUUAAAAUAUGUACCUAUCUUUGUGCUUAUUGUAUUUGUUAUUUGAUAUAAGAUUGACAAGUCAGAGAAAGUGAACUGACCUCAAGGUUGUGUGCUAUAUUGUUGUUGGUAUAGCAUACAAAAAUCAUAUUUUCCUGUCAGAGAGGAUAAGUUCAAUACUAGUAGUGGAACUGACUUCCCAGGAAUUGGUUAACUUGACCUAGACCAUAUAGCGUGAGGUUGUCUGAAUCAUAUAUCAUUUAUCAAUAAAGUGAUUAAUUCAGUUGACUAGCAUCCUGAUAAAUGUAAAGAAUUAAUAUUUGUAUUAUCCAAUUCUUGGAGAACAGAAGUUUUGUUAUCUUGAGUAAAAUGUGUGGAAAAUUAAUUGUGUGUUUUUUAGUCUUGGGUGAGGUCACUUGUGUUCCUGGGCAUACCUGCAGAUACUGACUAGAUACCUUGCUUCCUAAAUAUUUAUACUUUAUAUCCCAUUUUUGUUGUACUGGCUUUGCAUGUCUAUACAUGUGAGGUGAUUUUUUAUUAUUGUAACUUUAUUACUCCUUUGUUUUUGCAAUAUUCUGUUACUGUUGUUUUAUCAGUAUUAAUAUUGUCCAGUUUGUAAAGAUGCAGCUUCACCUUUUUUAAAUGCAAACUGAUAUGUGAGUAUGUAAAUUGACAUUUAGCACUUAAUGAAAGUUAUAUAAAAUGUUAAAAAAUCAUGAGAUUCUUGUAUCAUUGUUGAUAAUAUAAUUAAUAUGAAGGCAAAUUUAGAAAACUUUUAUUUCCAGUAUGAUAAGUAAUAGUACUAUAAAUGGAAUAGUAUAUAAUAUAUUAAUGAAAAAAGUAUUAAUGAUGACAUAU
This is a messenger RNA of Procambarus clarkii (red swamp crayfish), 4353 nucleotides long. RefSeq lists its product as uncharacterized. The record is from RefSeq and is a predicted model, not a curated record. Lineage: Eukaryota; Metazoa; Arthropoda; Malacostraca; Decapoda; Cambaridae.